AUGUCUGCACCAAACCACGGUCUAGGUCUAGGCAUCUGCUGUCGUCUCAUCGACGAGUUCCUCGCAUCACCCAACAAUGCAGGCUCGCUAACUAUCAUCUUCACCACACGAACCUCUCGCAAAGCCUCCGAAACCCUUACAAGCCUCGAAAACCACCUUGCCCGGCAUGGCCCCAGCAAGUCCGACCGCCAGAUCUACUUCCAGCCCGAGAACGUCGAGUUGACGAACCUCCUCUCCGUUCGCGCCCUAAGUCAAAAGCUCCUCGCAUCCCACAUCCCGCAGCUCGACGCGAUUGUCCUCAAUGCAGGAAUCGGCGGGUGGUCAGGCCUCAACUGGCCCGUGGCCAUAUGGACGGUGUUGACGAAUAUAAGACAAGCCACCACAUGGCCUACCUUCAAGCUUGGGCUGGUCGGGCUCGUGACAAAACCACAAUUCCCAGAAGGCACAAAAGCUGCUCGUGACGAGCCUAUACUAGGGGAGGUGUUCUGCGCCAACACCUUCGGACACUACAUGCUGGUACAUUGGCUUAUGCCUCUGCUCCGAGCGUGCGACUCCGCAUCCCCAGGAAAGAUCAUAUGGAUCUCUUCCGUGGAAGCUGCAGCACACCACUACAACCCAGAUGACCAUCAAGGAUUGAAGUCUUCCGCAGCCUACGAGCACACUAAGCGCUUGACUGACUACCUGGCGCUGAGCUCGGUACACCAGCCCGCAACAGGAAGCUUGGUCAAAGAAUAUAUUACAUCGUCUGACUCCGAAGAGCAGCUGCAACCUCGGUCGCAAGAGUCGGAACCGAGUUUUCUUCUGGCACAUCCGGGUAUCUGCACAACGACAAUCAUCAGUCUUUAUUGGAUCAUACACGAAUGCUACCGUCUCGGCAUCUACCUCGCACGUUGGGUUGGAUCGCCUUGGGCGAAUGUGACGAGCUAUUUGGGAGCUGCCUCAAUGUCAUGGCUCAUUCUUGCAUCGCAAGCCGAGAUCAAAGCCAAAGCGGUGUCCGCCACGGGCAACCUAGGUGGACCCUGUAAAUGGGGUUCUGCGAUUGAUCGGCUAGGUCGGUCCUCCGUUCGCGUAACGGAAGUUGAAGGCUGGGGCAUCAAUGGAUCGGGCAACGCGUUCAAAGACAGAUGGUGGGGUGGUCAGCUUGGACGAAAAACGGGCUCAGUCGAUGCGACGAAGGAGGAUGUUGACAAUUUCCUCGCACUCGGUGCAGAUGUGUGGAAGAAAAUGGAAUCCUUGAGAAAGGAGUGGGAGAUGCGAAUAGAGGAGUUCGAGGCUGACGACUCCCACAAAAGCAAGAAGGAUAUGUCUUGA
Messenger RNA from Exophiala viscosa, 1311 nucleotides. Its product is annotated as 3-keto steroid reductase. The transcript is spliced from 2 exons. Gene Ontology annotation, cellular component: mitochondrial outer membrane; lipid droplet; endoplasmic reticulum membrane. Gene Ontology annotation, molecular function: 3-beta-hydroxysteroid 3-dehydrogenase (NADP+) activity. Gene Ontology annotation, biological process: ergosterol biosynthetic process. Bases 1 to 1311 code for a protein of 436 amino acids. The record is from RefSeq and is a predicted model, not a curated record. Lineage: Eukaryota; Fungi; Ascomycota; Eurotiomycetes; Chaetothyriales; Herpotrichiellaceae.